AGUGAAUGUCUCUGUUGUCUUAUCAAGGAUCAACAUUACCACAUAAUGAGAUGUUUCAGAAAGCACCAUCUGUUUCCAUUCAGAAGCGUAAACGUAAGAACAAGACAUCAUUACAGAGGAACUCGAUCUACAAGAUUGGGCCGCCGUCAUGGAUAAAGAAACAGAUCAACACCAACACACUUGAAAAGCAUCUUGCUUUGGCAAAAGCUUUCUGUGAUGCUAUUGGGCUGCAGGAACCUUGCACAAUAACCCUGAGAACAUCAAGAACAGAUGGUACUAAAUCUUGGCUUGUGCAUGGACUCCCAUGCAAAACUAGCAGCUACCUGCUUGUGCAGGGUUGGAGGUAGUUCUGCCAGGAGAACCAUCUCAAGGAAGGGGAUACCUGCACCUUCAAUGUCAUCGAAACCACACUGUGGAAUGUACUUAUCACGCGUCAUAAGGAAAAGAUGAAUCAGUUCUGCACUCAGGAAACCUCUAAGAGCAAGAAAAACAAGUCAAAUGCUGAGGGACAAAAGAUGCUUCAAGGCUCCAUGAAUUAUUUGAACAAGGGUAGGACAAUAAGUGUCUUUGAGAUUGGGCCACCUGCUUGGAUAAAGAAGGAGAUCAAUGCCAGCACAAUUGAAAGUCACCUCAGUUUGCCACUGCCCUUCUGUCAGGCGAUUGGACUUAGACAACGCUGCAUGAUCACGCUCAAAACUUCUACCAGCAGCUCCAAGUCUUGGCAGGCUCGUCUAAACCUUUACCAGAAUGGCUGCCAGCUGGUUGGAGGCUGGAAGAGUUUCUGCCUUGAUAAUGGGAUCAGGGUGGGCGAUGUCUGCACCAUGCAAAUCAUAGAAACCACCCUGUGGAAUGUGAUGGUCGAUCGUCGAGAAGAUAGGACCAUCAAUCCGCCUCUCUGAUGGUCUGUUGUUUGAGAGCACUGGAUGCUACUGUUUGUUUCAUGGAAAGUUUGCCAGUUUGGGGGAGCUUUUGUUUGGGGUUUCAUUGGAGUACCCGACACUCCUAGAAGCUCUCUCCCAAACAGGCCUAAGUGCCGAGCUAAGUUAAGGCAUGCACCAGCAGUGUCCACUGGGGUUCCCUCUUGAAAGUGUAGAUCGAUGAGGCCAACUGCCAAAGUUGCAGUAGCCAUAACAACUGCAGGUCGAUCUGCUCAAGUUGCACUAACAAGUGAUAAGCAGUACUAGUAGUCCCAGCAAAAUAUGAAGACGAAAUUCCCUAUUUGACCACUCAUAUAAUGAGUGGUUCCUUUUUAGGCCCUCAAUUUUUUUUCUUAUUUGACGAGUUAAGUUUUUGUUCCUUUUA
Messenger RNA from Panicum virgatum (switchgrass), 1302 nucleotides. Its product is annotated as putative B3 domain-containing protein Os04g0346900. Gene Ontology annotation, molecular function: DNA binding. Lineage: Eukaryota; Viridiplantae; Streptophyta; Magnoliopsida; Poales; Poaceae. The record is from RefSeq and is a predicted model, not a curated record. The coding region runs from base 447 to 899 and encodes 150 amino acids. The transcript is spliced from 4 exons.